AUGCUAAUUGCUGGAACUGCCAAGGGUAUUUGUUUGUCUCAGAGGCAUUAUACCCUCACUCUUCUUGAGGAGUAUGGUCUGCUUGGGUGUAAACCAACAACUCUUCCUAUGGAUCCCUCCACAAAGCUUCGUCUUGCUGAUGGGAGUCCUCUACAUGAUCCCACCUCUUAUCGCAUACUCAUUGGUAGACUCUUGUAUCUUACUAUCUCGAGGCCUGACGUCACAUAUGUUGUACAUCGGCUUAGCCAGUUUGUUUCUAAGCCCUCUACUACUCAUUAUCAGGCAGCUUUAUAUUUGUUGCAUUAUCUAAAGGGGUCACCAGGGCAAAGUGUCUUCCUUAAUGCCAGUUCUGCUUUUCAGUUACGUACUUAUGCAGAUGUUGAUUGA
Messenger RNA from Momordica charantia (bitter melon), 387 nucleotides. The record is from RefSeq and is a predicted model, not a curated record. Lineage: Eukaryota; Viridiplantae; Streptophyta; Magnoliopsida; Cucurbitales; Cucurbitaceae.